UCAGCCGGCAAAUCUUAAACGCACUCAACCUCGCUUGCUCGCUUGCUUGCGCCCGUGCGUGCGUGCGUGCGUGCGUUUCUACCGUUGGUCGGAGUAAUAGUGCUAUGGCUAUGGCCAUUGCAAUGGUGCUGGAAAAGCAGAGGUCAUGCGAGGAAGGGAGGGAGACACGAGCACGGAGCAGCGUUGCAGAAAGCGAGAUCGUGUGUUCGGUGAGGGGCGCGUGAUGAGGAGCGGGGGGGAUUUAGUGUUAGGAAAUGUGUAGCAGAGAGUGGCGUGAAGUUUGUUAGAAGAUAGGGGGAGGUGUAGGCGGGCGAGGUUCGAUGCAAUGGGGCAGUGUUAUGGAAAGUUUGAUGAUGGAGGCGAAGGGGAGGAUUCGUUUGAGCGGCAGAAAGUGCAGGUUUCUAGGACGCCAAAGCAUGGAUCGUGGAGCAAUAGCAACCGAGGGAGCUUCAACAAUGGCGGGGGGGCCUCGCCUAUGAGAGCCAAGACGUCGUUCGGGAGCAGCCAUCCGUCCCCGCGGCAUCCCUCAGCUAGUCCGCUCCCUCACUACACGAGCUCCCCAGCGCCUUCGACCCCGCGACGGAACAUUUUCAAAAGGCCUUUUCCUCCUCCUUCUCCCGCGAAGCACAUUCAGUCCAGUCUCGUGAAACGGCAUGGCGCGAAGCCGAAAGAAGGAGGGGCGAUCCCUGAGGCUGUCGAUGGUGAGAAGCCCUUGGAUAAGCAUUUCGGCUAUCACAAGAACUUCGCUACUAAGUAUGAGCUGGGGCAUGAAGUCGGUCGCGGGCACUUCGGUCACACAUGUUACGCGAAAGUACGGAAGGGCGAGCAUAAGGGACAAGCCGUGGCAGUGAAGAUAAUCUCGAAAGCGAAGAUGACGACUGCUAUUGCGAUCGAGGACGUGGGACGAGAAGUGAAAAUUUUGAAGGCUCUGACGGGACACCAGAAUUUGGUUCGAUUCUACGAUUCCUGCGAGGACCAUCUAAAUGUGUACAUUGUUAUGGAAUUAUGUGAAGGAGGUGAAUUAUUGGAUCGAAUUUUGUCUCGGGGAGGGAAGUACUCGGAGGAAGACGCCAAGGUUGUUGUGCGGCAGAUUUUGAGCGUUGUUGCGUUUUGUCACCUGCAAGGCGUUGUUCACCGAGAUCUUAAGCCUGAGAAUUUUCUGUUUACCACGAAGGAUGAAUAUGCUCAGCUUAAGGCCAUUGAUUUUGGAUUGUCAGAUUUCAUCAAACCCGAUGAAAGACUGAACGAUAUCGUUGGAAGCGCAUACUACGUUGCGCCGGAGGUAUUGCAUAGGUUAUAUUCAAUGGAAGCUGACGUAUGGAGCAUUGGAGUCAUCACGUACAUUUUGUUAUGUGGUAGUCGACCGUUUUGGGCGCGGACCGAGUCGGGCAUUUUUCGUGCGGUGUUGAGGGCUGACCCGAGCUUUGAAGAAGCCCCUUGGCCUUCCAUCUCUCCCGAAGCCAAGGAUUUCGUGAAGCGUCUCCUGAAUAAGGAUAUGCGGAAACGCAUGACUGCUGCACAAGCUUUAACUCAUCCAUGGAUUCGAAGUAACAACGUGAAGAUACCUCUGGAUAUCUUAGUGUACAGACUUGUGAGGAAUUAUCUUCGUGCAUCAUCCAUGAGAAAGGCUGCUUUGAAGGCCCUGUCAAAGACUUUAACCGAAGACGAGACUUUUUAUCUACGUACUCAAUUUAUGCUGCUAGAACCAAGUAACAACGGUCGUGUUACUUUUGAGAAUUUCAGACAGGCACUGCUGAAAAAUUCAACAGAGGCCAUGAAAGAGUCACGGGUUUUUGAAAUUCUGGAAUCGAUGGAUGGUCUUCAUUUCAAGAAAAUGGACUUUUCAGAGUUCUGUGCAGCGGCCAUUAGUGUUCUCCAGUUAGAAGCCACAGAACGAUGGGAGCAGCAUGCUCGCGCAGCUUACGACAUAUUUGAGAAAGAGGGUAACCGAGUCAUUUAUCCUGAUGAACUUGCGAAAGAGAUGGGACUAGCACCAAAUGUACCAGCCCAAGUGUUUCUAGAUUGGAUUAGACAGUCUGAUGGUCGGCUGAGUUUCACUGGGUUCACCAAGCUGCUACAUGGAAUUUCCAGCCGUGCUAUCAAAAAUCUCCAGCAGUGAUUCUUUGCAUCGUACAGUUCGGAAUGGAGUUUUUAAGCUCUUUUAGUUUCACUUCCGUCUUCAACUGCUGCUUCGCCUCGUCUCUGAGCUGUGAUAGCGUAUCUCAAGCAUAUGCACAACUCGCAUUUUUGCUGAAGUGAUUUGUCACCUCACAUUAGUCGGGCCUCUGGAACUUUCACUUAUUUGGAUUAUUUAUGUAGAAGUCCAGAUCAAAAAGCGAAAAGGAAUGGCUAGAUAUUGUCACAAGAAGUAACAUAGUCAAAUUCAGGAGCACUUAAGCACACAUUGAGUGCUUUUUAUUGGAAUUCUUAGAUAUGGAACUGAUGUUUCCAAGGGAAGGGUCUAUGAGGCAGAGAGUGGAAUGUAUAGACUGGCAUAUGGUUAAGUGAUCAUUGGACUGCCGUUCUACUCCGGUUGUCACGAUCUACCCACCACGUCCGUUAGUGGUGGCAGCCAUUAUUAGCUUGAUCCAAUUUCCGAGAUGAUCCCUCCUCCCACAUUGUAUCACUGGAGAUGUUCAAUUAUUGUUCAUAAUUUUGUGCCCUGAUUUUCAUUCA
Molecule: messenger RNA, 2676 nt
Organism: Physcomitrium patens
Lineage: Eukaryota; Viridiplantae; Streptophyta; Bryopsida; Funariales; Funariaceae
Product: CDPK-related kinase 5
Biological process (GO): protein phosphorylation
Molecular function (GO): ATP binding; protein kinase activity
Source: RefSeq, a predicted model, not a curated record